Molecule: messenger RNA, 2458 nt
Organism: Symphalangus syndactylus (siamang)
Lineage: Eukaryota; Metazoa; Chordata; Mammalia; Primates; Hylobatidae
Gene: AP4B1
Product: adaptor related protein complex 4 subunit beta 1
Biological process (GO): intracellular protein transport; vesicle-mediated transport
Cellular component (GO): clathrin adaptor complex; membrane coat
Molecular function (GO): clathrin binding
Source: RefSeq, a predicted model, not a curated record
UCUCUUGACAAGGGGGCGGGACUUCCGCAGAAAGCAAGAUUGGGCCUAUCCGCGAUGAGAACGGCGUGGAGGCGCAAUUAAGGCUGGAACUGGAGAGGGAGGGGUCUACGGUCAGUCGGACGCGACGCUGGAAAUCCGGCGGGGGGCCUAGAGGCUCCCACAUCAGGACGAGAAGGAGCCCGCGAGUUACCGUGGGAGCUGUGGGAGCUGCCCUGUGACUGUUAGGAAGAUGCCGUACCUUGGCUCCGAGGACGUGGUGAAGGAGCUGAAGAAGGCUCUGUGCAAUCCUCACAUUCAAUCUGAUAGGCUGCGCUACCGGAAUGUCAUCCAGAGAGUGAUUAGGUACAUGACUCAAGGCUUGGACAUGUCUGGUGUUUUUAUGGAAAUGGUGAAGGCCAGUGCCACUGUAGAUAUUGUCCAGAAGAAGUUGGUUUAUCUGUACAUGUGCACAUAUGCUCCCCUGAAACCAGAUCUGGCUCUCCUGGCCAUCAAUACCCUGUGCAAAGACUGCUCAGACCCCAAUCCAAUGGUGCGAGGUCUGGCGUUACGGAGCAUGUGUAGCCUCAGGAUGCCUGGUGUGCAGGAGUAUAUACAACAGCCUAUUCUCAAUGGUCUGCGGGAUAAGGCUUCAUAUGUCAGGAGAGUGGCAGUCCUUGGGUGUGCCAAGAUGCAUAAUCUUCAUGGAGACUCUGAAGUAGAUGGUGCCCUGGUAAAUGAAUUGUACAGUUUGCUGCGUGACCAGGAUCCAAUUGUAGUUGUGAACUGCUUGAGGUCUCUAGAGGAAAUUCUGAAACAGGAAGGAGGCGUUGUCAUCAAUAAGCCCAUUGCUCACCAUCUCUUAAAUCGAAUGUCAAAACUGGACCAAUGGGGCCAGGCUGAAGUAUUGAACUUUCUGCUACGCUACCAACCCCGCAGUGAGGAAGAACUGUUUGACAUUCUCAAUCUGUUGGAUAGUUUUCUCAAGAGCAGUAGCCCAGGUGUGGUGAUGGGAGCUACCAAACUUUUUCUGAUCUUGGCAAAAAAGUUUCCCCACGUACAAACUGAUGUCCUUGUGCGGGUCAAGGGAUCUUUGCUAGCUGCCUGUUCUUCAGAGAGCCGUGAGCUCUGUUUUGUUGCUCUUUGUCAUGUACGCCAGAUCUUGCAUAGUUUGCCAGGUCACUUUAGCAGCCACUACAAAAAGUUUUUUUGCUCCUACUCGGAGCCCCACUACAUCAAACUACAGAAAGUGGAGGUGCUGUGUGAGCUGGUGAACGAUGAGAAUGUGCAGCAGGUGCUAGAGGAGCUUCGAGGGUACUGCACGGAUGUGUCUGCGGACUUUGCACAGGCUGCCAUCUUUGCCAUAGGUGGCAUUGCCAGGACUUACACAGAUCAAUGUGUUCAGAUUUUAACAGAGUUGCUGGGUCUUCGACAAGAGCACAUUACCACAGUGGUGGUGCAGACUUUCCGAGACCUGGUUUGGUUGUGUCCUCAGUGUACUGAAGCUGUGUGUCAGGCCCUGCCCGGCUGUGAAGAGAACAUUCAAGAUAGUGAGGGGAAGCAAGCACUUAUUUGGCUACUUGGUGUCCAUGGGGAAAGAAUUCCUAAUGCUCCUUAUGUGUUAGAGGACUUUGUUGAGAAUGUGAAGUCGGAAACAUUUCCAGCUGUUAAGAUGGAGCUGCUCACUGCUUUGCUGCGCCUUUUCCUCUCCCGACCUGCUGAGUGCCAGGACAUGCUGGGACGUUUGUUGUAUUACUGCAUAGAGGAAGAAAAAGAUAUGGCUGUACGGGACCGAGGUCUCUUCUAUCAUCGCCUCCUCUUAGUUGGCAUUGAUGAAGUUAAGCGGAUUCUGUGUAGCCCUAAAUCUGACCCUACUCUUGGACUUUUGGAGGAUCCGGCAGAAAGACCUGUGAAUAGCUGGGCCUCAGACUUCAACACACUGGUGCCAGUGUAUGGCAAAGCCCACUGGGCAACCAUCUCUAAAUGCCAGGGGGCAGAGCGUUGUGGACCAGAGCUUCCUAAAACUUCAUCCUUUGCCGCAUCAGGACCCUUGAUUCCUGAAGAGAACAAGGAGAGGGUACAAGAACUCCCUGAUUCUGGAGCCCUCAUGCUAGUCCCCAAUCACCAGCUUACUGCUGAUUAUUUUGAGAAAACUUGGCUUAGCCUCAAAGUUGCUCAUCAGCAAGUGUUGCCUUGGCGGGGAGAAUUCCAUCCUGACACCCUCCAGAUGGCUCUUCAAGUAGUGAACAUCCAGACCAUCGCAAUGAGUAGGGCUGGGUCUCGGCCAUGGAAAGCAUACCUCAGCGCUCAGGAUGAUACUGGCUGUCUGUUCUUAACAGAACUGCUAUUGGAGCCUGAAAACUCAGAAAUGCAGAUCUCUGUGAAACAAAGUGAAGCAAGAACUGAGACGCUGAAUAGUUUUAUUUCUGUGUUAGAAACUGUGAUUGGAACAAUUGAAGAAAUAAAAUCAUAAUAGAGUCUU